AUCCCUACACUACCUUUUUUGCAAUGUGAUCUUGUGGAUGGCUAGCUCAAAUAUCGUAAUUUUUUCACAAUUCUCUAGAUUAUAAUCAGUAUAUUCUAAUUCAAUUCUAAUAAGUUAGUAAAUAAAAUAUUAUAUAAACAGUGUAAACGUUUACAAGUGCUUUGGUUAGACUUCGACAAUUUUGUACCAAGAUGUCGGUGAUAGUCCACAGUUUUGGCAAUGAAGAGAAGCUUGUCGAUUUGUGAAGUUCACAAAUUUUCUUAUUCCUAUGAGCUUUAUGGCGUGUUAAUGUGUAAAUAUAGUUGAUAGAUAGAAUCGGUCCCAUUAUGAAUCAAGAAUCCGAACCCGAUUUACAAAAUCAGAUACAGAACAGUCAAGAAAUUAUAUUAAAAAUGAAAAAUAAAAAGGCCAAAGACCCCACGGAGCCGACUGACGACGUAGCUAUAUUGAAUCAAGAAACCCUAACCGAGUCAUUAGCUAAUACACUUCAUUUGAAUAAGUUGAACAGUAACAUAACCAAUGGCACCAGUGACCACUUGCAAGGGAGUGGCAGUCCAGCCAGCCCCGAAGACAGCCUACCGCGCGAUGUAGCUCUAAGUGAAGCCAACAGUCAUGUAAAUAAUGUACAUUGUAGUGAAGCUGCUGGGGACGGCACUGCGGAGCCACAGACCAGCUCCGGCCAGAUGCACAUUGUAAGGAACCUUGUUGAAGAAGCUCUCGAAAACCUUGAAAAUGCUCUCAGUAUGCAGGAGAAACCAAAUGAUGAAAUAGAAAUAAUUUCCUACGAGUCUGAACUUCAAAUGCCUGAAAUCAUGAGACUUAUUCAAAAAGAUCUUUCAGAACCAUAUUCAAUCUAUACUUACAGAUAUUUUAUACAUAAUUGGCCUAAACUCUGCUUUUUGGCCACCUUUGAAGAGAAAUGUAUUGGAGCUAUUGUUUGUAAGUUAGAUAUGCACCGCAAUGUAGUUAAGAGGGGAUACAUUGCUAUGUUAGCUGUAGAUGAAAACUACAGGAAGAAAAAAAUUGGCUCAAGACUGGUACAGAAAGCAAUACAGGCUAUGAUAAAUGACAAUGCUGAUGAAGUUGUACUAGAAACAGAAAUCACAAAUAAGCCCGCACUGAAGCUCUACGAGAAUCUUGGCUUUGUUCGGGACAAGCGACUAUUCAGAUAUUACUUAAAUGGAGUUGAUGCAUUGCGAUUAAAGUUAUGGUUAAGGUGAAAUAAGUAGAUAACUAAUGGGAUGUUCUCAAUGUUGUGUCCUAUACAUCAAGGAGGCUUGUAUGGCACCAAGCGAUCUCUAGUAUAAAUCGGUUUUCUACUGUUAAAGAUAUGAUAUAGGUAUAACCUUUUAUCAACCUGCUAUGUGCAUUAUAGCCAAAUGUAUAGUUUGUUUCAGUUAUUCUUUUUACUCAUGUGAUAUGUUUUAUCUUAUUUAUGUGUUGGAUUUUUUUAAAUAAUAUAUUAUGUCCCAAUUUCAUACCUAUCCUUUAAUAUAAAGGUUCUACAUAAAUACCUAUCUAAACUUUAAAAUACACAACUUUGAAGAA
This is a messenger RNA of Plutella xylostella (diamondback moth), 1548 nucleotides long. RefSeq names its product N-alpha-acetyltransferase 30. Gene Ontology annotation, biological process: N-terminal peptidyl-methionine acetylation. Lineage: Eukaryota; Metazoa; Arthropoda; Insecta; Lepidoptera; Plutellidae. Gene Ontology annotation, cellular component: NatC complex. Gene Ontology annotation, molecular function: protein-N-terminal amino-acid acetyltransferase activity. The record is from RefSeq and is a predicted model, not a curated record.